AUGAGACAAAGUGUUGGAGUCAUGAAAAAUAAAACUCAUUUAUUAUUUAAAUACAAAGAAGAACAAAAGUAAUAAGCUAAUAGAUUCAAAAAAAAUAAUGAUAUCCAUAUACUAAGUUUAAAUAUUGAUUUAUAACAUUUAGAACCAAAUACAUUAUUGCUAGAAAAUUUGGGUGAAUCUACAGCUAAUAAUUUCUCUAUUGAAAUGUAAGUUCAUAAUAAGGGAUUACCAUCUCAAUGGGCAACUCAAUAUGAAGAUUGUUUAGACAAAAUAAAACAAGUUUAAGAAAUUCGUAAUUAAUUACAUCCUAUAUUUUAAUAGUUAAAGAACUUUAAGUUCUUGGAUCUAAAAGAUUAAAGAUGUAAUUUGGUGAUGCCUCAGCUUUAGAGAAAUUGAUUUAUGAAAACAAUUAAAAAGCAACACAAGUAUUACACUUUUCAUGAUUAGAAAAUUAUGGAAUGUGAAAAAAAUACAGAAUUUAUUGCUAAUUACAAUAAUGAUAAUGAAACAUAAAGUGAUAAGAAAAGUAUUCUAUUUUAUAUUUAUCAAUAGUUCGAAUGAAUAUUAAUAGAGCAUUAGCUUAAUAAAUCUAAGAUUUAACAAAUGCUUUAAGAAAUCAAUAAAAAAGAAUGGUUACUAUGAUCAAAUAAAUUAAUAAAGAUGAUGGAGGUACUUAUUUAAAAUAAUAAAUUAGGAAAUUUUUUAAAAUUAAGUGAACAGAAAUAAUAAGAAAUGAAAGUUGCUGAUGAUGAACUUACUUAAGCAGAAGAACAAAUGUAUGAUGAUAUAAUUUCUGAAAGGUUUAUUAUCUAUCUUAUUUAUUUAAGAGAUUAAGAAAUCAAUAAAUUAGUUACUAUGAUUAAUGAAUUAGCAGAAGUGUUUAAAACAUUAAAUUAAUUAGUUAUUGAUUAAGGUACUAUUUUAGAUAGAAUCGAUUACAAUAUUGAUUAAGUAGUUCACAAUGUUAAAAAGGCUAAUGAAGAGUUGAUAAAAGUAUUUAUAUUAAAAUAAUAUAAAUAGGCUGAAGAUUCCCAAAAUUCUCCUUUAGCAAAUCGAUGCAUUAUAAUACUUAUAAUUAUGAUUGCUAUUUGCUGUGUGUUAUUAACCAUUAAAUAUUCAAAUUGAAAAC
Paramecium sonneborni is the source of this 1129-nucleotide messenger RNA. The record is from the annotation of a GenBank genome assembly. NCBI's taxonomy places the organism in Eukaryota, Ciliophora, Oligohymenophorea, Peniculida, Parameciidae.